AUGCGGGUUAACGCGGGCGGGAUGGGGUGGCAUGGGCCAUCCCACCCCGCAGGAGACGUCCUCGCGGAAAAAAAUCCCGCCGCCGUCCAUGAAACCGCCCUUUCGGCCCCGAAAAGAGUAGAAUGGGUCUUUUUAGAUCAACACGCCGUUCACGAACGCAUUCGCCUGGAGUAUUUCUGCGCGUUUGCCGAGACGUUUGUCUGCGCGGCGGCACAGGGCCCGGUGGAGGGCGGUGAAGCUCGCCAAGGGGGGGAUUCUUUCUUUUCCACAAGCGAACCCCAAGGGAAUGAUAAAAUACGGCCUUCUGCGUUGUGGACAACGGCGGGGACCGCCCAAUCCGAAUUCCUUCGAGCGCAAUCCCAAGAAAAGAGCGAACCCCGACGGAUAGCACCCGCCGAAAAGGCGAAAAUUCCAGACCUCCCCGGCGCGCUGGUGGGGCCGAUUCCCUCCGCACUCCGCCCCCUCGUGGCGGUCUGCGAGGGGGAGCUCCGGCGCUGGGGAUGGCGUUUUUGGUACGGCGGCCUCGCAAAAACAAAAAACAAUAAACACAAAACACCGCGGCAGCCCCCCACCGCCGUCCGACAGUGGCCCCGGCUCGCACUGGAAGGCAUCAUCCUCCGUCUCGACUCCAUCGACGAACUUCGUCGGAUGACGGAGGAGAUCCUCGCGGUGGGAUUAACGGGCCCAGACGCAUCGCCGCGCCGAAUAAUCCCGUCGUCGAUUUUGCGAUUUUUCAUCUCACGUUCCUGCCGAGGGGCGAUCAUGUUUGGCGAUCUUUUAUCCCCGGAUGCGGUACGACAACUCGUGCGAGAUUUGUCCUGUGUGCGGGAAUACUACAUUUGCGCUCAUGGCCGGCCUUCCAUCAUCGAACUUCUCCCUUUGUAGGUCAGAAGUAAGGACAUGCAAGCACUUCGAUCAAAUGGUAUCUUGUCGAUUUCCCCGCGUACUCAAAUGAAGAACCUCCCAUCCUUCGAACGAGAUCAGAAUGUGGUCAAAACUGGAAAAUAUGGAAAACUAGGGUAUUUUUCGAUGGGAUGAUACCUCAAUAAACAGAGCUAAUUCGAUUUAUAUGGUUCACUCUCACAGUGUGGGUUUAUGUCUACUUCUUAAGUACUUUGGAUCGGCUAGCGGCCCAUGCCUGGGUUAUUAUGGCUUAUUGUCGGAGUAGUGAAGACCUCUAUUGGGAAUGAUAAAAAGCGAAGCUAUUUGGGACUACAUUUCUCUCUCCUGAUAGCUCCAAUAGAAUUCCCUCUCCCUAUUCUUUUCAGUGAAUAGGGCAUGGGUCGUAUAAAUAUUUAUUAAACUAUUAUUAUCAUUGUUAUCUUAUUAAUUAUGUUUUUUUUUAUUAUUUACAGGAUUACUCCGGUAUUUUUAUCUGCUCAAUGUAACGUAUAGAUUUCGAAAUAACUUGGUUGUGCUUACCACGCUGACAAAUUAUUAUUAUUAUCGUUAUUAUUUCAGGUAACGGCAGCCUAGUUGAAAUCGAUAUUCUCCAUAUAUACCAAACCCUUGCUACGACUACAUCACAAGUUUUGGGGUAUGGUGGUACCUUUUAUUAAGCAAGUAAAUCUCUUUUGUUUUCUUGGAAUUUACAGACAUGGUUUCCUAACGAUGUGUUUUUACUUAACAUACAUACAUUAUAUUACAAUAA
Phytomonas sp. Hart1 is the source of this 1651-nucleotide messenger RNA. The record is from the annotation of a GenBank genome assembly. Lineage: Eukaryota; Euglenozoa; Kinetoplastea; Trypanosomatida; Trypanosomatidae.